Molecule: messenger RNA, 1668 nt
Organism: Sipha flava (yellow sugarcane aphid)
Lineage: Eukaryota; Metazoa; Arthropoda; Insecta; Hemiptera; Aphididae
Product: tigger transposable element-derived protein 6-like
Exons: 3
Coding region: 244-1668 (474 amino acids)
Cellular component (GO): nucleus
Molecular function (GO): DNA binding
Source: RefSeq, a predicted model, not a curated record
ACUAUAGAUAACUCGAACAUUCUGUGCUCCGAAUAUGACGGAUAAUGACAGAUAAUUUUAUAAACAUUUGUCUAAUCGGCUUGUCCGUUCCGAUAAUUUUAUCUAAUCGCGUUUAUUGUGUUUAUUAUCGUAUGUAUUAACUGACCUUGGCACGUAACAGUAUUUUUAAUUUGUAUCGGUAUUGCCAGUUGCGAUCGAUCGAUUACGCGUGUGCGGUGUCUGUGUACGGUUGUGAAUGUAAAAAUGCCUCGUAAUUUAAAAACUCUUACUAUUGGAGAAAAAAAAAAGGUUCUUGAAGCAGUGAAAAGUGGAAGGAAGAAGAAGGACAUCGCUGAAGAAUUUGGAAUACCAGCCAGUACACUAUCAACCAUAAUAAAAAAUAGUAAGGAAAUCGAUUUAAACUUUCCAAUAGACCGGAAGAGGAAGAGAGGCCCUGAUUUUUCAGACGUAGAAGAAUGUGUAGUUAAGUGGUUCAAGCAAUGCAGAGAUGCCAAUGUCAGUACCGGAGGUCCUAUUUUAAAGGAAAAAGCAGAAAAUUUCGCAAAAUCAUUAGGCCACGAACAAUUUAAGGCCAGUAACGGGUGGCUUGAAAAUUUUAAAAAACGACACGAUAUUUCUUUUCGGAAAGUCUGUGGUGAAAGUGCAGGUGUCAGUGAUAAUGUUGUAAAUGAAUGGAAAAUAAAUUUGAGUGAGCUACUGGAAGGAUAUAAACCAUGUGAUAUAUUUAAUGCAGAUGAAACUGCACUUUUUUACAAAUGUAUGCCAGAUAAAACUUUAACAUUCAAAAAUGAGAAAUGCAGUGGUGGUAAACAUAGCAAAGAACGACUUACACUAUUAUUGGCUGUUAACAUGACUGGUACAGAUAAAUUGAAACCUUUAAUAAUUGGAAAAUCGAAAAACCCGAGGUGUUUUGCUGGUGUCAAAUCUUUUCCUGUUGACUACACAGCAAAUAAGAAAGCAUGGAUGACUAGUGAAUUGUUUGCUGAAUGGCUAUUACGAAUAGACAAACAGAUGAAAAUACAAAAACGUAAAAUUUUAUUGUUUAUAGACAAUUGCCCGGCUCACAAUAUUAUACCGAAUUGUCAAGCUAUAAAAACGCAUUAUAGAAAAGAAAUAGUGAGGAAAAUUAUAAGUGAUAUGGAUGACGAAAAAUCUACAGUAAUCGAUAUUCUUCAAGCUAUGCGCAUUGUUGAUAAGACAUGGAGAAACGUAGCAACGUCAACAAUCGUGAACUGCUUUAGAACGUGUGGAUUUGUACUUGAAUCUGAGAAAGACGACACAUUGAUGCCUAUAAUCGAAAAUACUGAUACGGAUGACAGAGAAUGGGCGAUGAUAGCAAGUCGUUAUAGAAUCGUGGAAGAAACGUUUGACGAUUUUGUUAAAAUCGACCAUGACGUUGCCGUUUCUGGUAUUCUGACAGACGACGAUAUAACUGACUCCGUCCGUGGCACUGAAGAUGUUGAUGAUAUCGAAGAAGCAUCAUCUGAGCCUGUGCAUCGUGUUUCAAUGAAGCAAGCAACAGCAGCCCUCAUAUUGCUAAGGACAUUCACCGAACAAUUGAGUAAUGUGGACGAUAAAGUGUACUCUGCUUUAAAUGUAAUAGAAAAUACAAUUGAUAAUAGUAAAUCUCAAAAUUUAAGUCAAAGUAUUAGUAUUUUAAGCAAUUGA